Lasiodiplodia theobromae is the source of this 924-nucleotide messenger RNA. Its product is annotated as Phospholipase. Bases 1 to 924 code for a protein of 307 amino acids. Gene Ontology annotation, cellular component: membrane. Gene Ontology annotation, biological process: arachidonate metabolic process. The record is from RefSeq and is a predicted model, not a curated record. The transcript is spliced from 3 exons. Lineage: Eukaryota; Fungi; Ascomycota; Dothideomycetes; Botryosphaeriales; Botryosphaeriaceae.
AUGGAGAACAUCAACCCGACAAGCCCACCGAAACCCUAUGAGCACUUCGACAUGAUAUGCGGCACCUCCGCCGGUGGACUCAUUGCUAUCAUGCUUGUGCAGGAAUACAUCGACGAAUACUUGAAACUCUCGCCGCUCAUCUUCGUCAAAACGAAGCAUCGCCUAAGGUUCGAUGCUUCAGUUCAGGGCCGAUUCGAUCAUGAAGCAUUCGAACGAGGCAUUCAAAGCAUGUUGGUCAGGUAUGGUUUCAGUGAAGAUGCUUUGUUCAGAGAAGAACAGGCGGACCCUCCCUGCAAGGUGUUUGUAUGUGCAACCAGCUACGUGCACCGAGGCGUAGCCAUCCUAUCGAACUAUUACUCCGAUCGGCGGGAUAGUGAGUUGUGGAACACUGCCAAAAUAUGGGAGGUUGCUCGCGCCACAUCGGCUGCCCCGAGCUUCUUUGACCCCAUCACAAUCAGUGGUGAGAAAUUUGGUGACGGAGGCCUUGGAGCAAACAACCCCGUGCAAGAACUUGAAGAAGAGGCAAGAGAUGUGUGGGGGAGAAGAGACCCGACCUGGAACUUCGAGGCAAACGUACGAUGUCUGGUAUCGGUCGGAACCGGCAAACUUGCCCUGGAACUUUUCCAUGAGACCUUAAAGGGCCUCAAGAUGUUGAAGUCGCUCCAAGGUAUCCUCACGGAGACCAAAAAGACCGCGAAUCAUUUCCACAAGAUCCAUACGGAUCUCUUCCAGAAGAACUAUGCCUUCCGUUUCAACGUGGAUCAGGGACUGGAAGAAGUCGGACUGGAGGAGACCAAUGAGAUUGACAAUGUCAAGGCGGUGACAAGGAAGUAUCUCAGUAAGGAAACUGUCUACAUUGCUUUGGGACAUUGUGUCCAGCAACUAAAGGACCGAGGGUACUUUUCAAACGAGGAAGCAUAUUGA